Micropterus salmoides (largemouth bass) is the source of this 4014-nucleotide messenger RNA. RefSeq names its product axin-2-like. The record is from RefSeq and is a predicted model, not a curated record. Gene Ontology annotation, biological process: negative regulation of canonical Wnt signaling pathway. NCBI's taxonomy places the organism in Eukaryota, Metazoa, Chordata, Actinopteri, Centrarchiformes, Centrarchidae. The coding region runs from base 360 to 2735 and encodes 791 amino acids. The transcript is spliced from 11 exons.
UUCAGCCCAGUCGGUUUAGACACAGCCCGGAGGAUUUCUGCCGCCUGCUAUGACUCCUUGAAACAGUACCUGGGCAGAAAAGUGAGGCAAAAACGCUUUUCUCGUUUAUUUGCGGCUGCAUUAAAACUAUCCAAUGAGAAUUUACAUUACAGGACAGGGAACGUCGCCGGGGCAGAUAUAGACACUGUUGUUGGACUACUUUACUUUCACGUUUUCAAAAAAAGGCAGGCUACUCGGGUACAUGGAUGAGUGAAGAGGAGCUGAGAAGCUCCCCCGCUGCUUUUAGAGAGUGAGGAGGAUUAGGCAGGAGCUCAGUGGAGGCACGACGGCACUCUCACGCGGCAACCGGAGCUGGAGCCAUGAGCAGGGCGCUUACGGAGCACAUCAGCAGUAGCUUCCGAGAAGAUGCUCCUCGUCCUCCGGUACCGGGGGAGGAGGGAGAGGCGUCAUGCUACAACGCCAGCAGAUCUGCCAAAAUGAGAGCCCUGAGCAAGGUUAAAGAUACCGUCGCCGCGCCUCCCGGCUCCACACCGCGGAGGAACGAGGAUGGUCUCGGGGAGCCAGAGGGCAGCGCGUCCCCGGACUCGCCCCUAGUCCGGUGGACAAAGUCUCUGCAUUUUCUCCUGGGCGACCAAGACGGCGCUCACCUCUUCAGGACCUUUUUGGAGCGUGAGAAUUGCGUGGACACUUUGGACUUUUGGUUCGCCUGCAACGGCUUCAGGCAAAUGGACUUAAAGGAUACCAAAACGUUGCGAGUUGCCAAAGUUAUUUUUAAGCGGUACAUCGAGAACAACAGCAUUGUCGCCAAGCAGCUGAAACCCGCCACCAAGACCUUCAUACGGGAUAGUAUUAAGAAACAACAAAUAGACUCUGCCAUGUUUGACCAGGCACAGACGGAAAUUCAGUCCAACAUGGAAGAGAAUGCAUACCAGAUGUUUUUGACCUCUGACAUAUACCUCGAAUACGUGCGCACCGGUUGCGAGAACGCGUCCUACAUGAACCACGGCGGUCUCGGCAGCCUCAAGCUGAUGUGCGGAUACCUUCCACCUCUCAUGGAGGAAGAGGAGUGGAGUUGUAAUGACAUGAAGGCAAAAACGUUAGGGUCUGUGGUUGGACUGUCUGCGAAAACCCUGAGGGCUACUGCUACCAUCCGGACAGCAGCUGAAGUGCUGGAGAAUAGUUGCAGGUCCCACCGUCGAGGAGACCCUGCCAGCCCCUACUUUGUCAACUCCGGCUACAUUUUUGCCCCUGCCACCAGUGCCAACGACAGUGAGAUCUCCAGUGAUGCCAUGACAGAUGAUUCUAUGUCCAUGACGGACAGUAGCGUAGAUGGAAUCCCUCCAUACAAGCUGGGCACCAAGAAGCAGCUCCAGCGAGAGAUGCAUCGCAGUGUCAAGAUCAAUGGCCAGAUAACACUACCCCACUUUCCUAGGACACACCGGCUACCUAAGGAGAUGACCCCUGUUGAGCCCUCAGCCUUUGCUGCCCAACUCAUCGCCCGGCUGGAGAAGCUGAAACGAGAGCAGGAUACAAUGAGCUCAUUGGAGGAGAGGCUGCAGCAGAUCCAGGAGGAGGAGGAAAGGGAGGAAAGUGGCGACCUCGCCAACAGCACUUCCCUCCAUCACCCUCUACUCCCGUCUGGCAGCCAAUGCGAGGAAGACCCCCAAGCUAUCCUGGACGAGCACCUAUCCCGUGUCCUGAAGACACCUGGCUGCCAGUCACCAGGUGUGGUUCGGCACUCACCGCGCUCAAGCUCCCCAGAUCGGACAGGUGAAUUGGUGUCCUGUGGCCACGGGCCCUUCUUUGGUGCUUAUCCUGGGGCCGCCAAGGUUCUGAUGACAGGCAGGCAGUCCACAAAGCACAUCCACCACCAUUACAUCCACCAUCACCAUGCUGGACCCAAGACCAAGGAGCAGAUCGAGGCCGAGGCGGCUCAGCGCGUGCAGUGCCUCUGCCCUCCAGGAGGCGCCAAUUAUUCUGACUUUACCCCUGCUCGCUGCAGCACUUUGUCCAGACGGCCAGUCAAGGCCACUGAUGAGGGCGUGUCUUCACCACGUCUUCCCCUAGAUGCCACCGACCGCUCUCAGAAUGUUUGGCAGUGGAUUCUAGAGAGUGAGAGGCAGGGCAAGCACAAGCCACACAGCACUCAAGGCCUAAAGAAGUCCAACCCACUUGACGCCAAGACUCUUCCCAGCCGGACUCAUUCAUCUUGGGGUGGAGGCGGCAUUGGCAGUGGGGCUCACCUCCGUGGCCACCACCCAGGCCACCCAUUCAUCCAGGACCCGGCCAUGCCACCCAUGCCCCCGCCCAAUACCCUGGCACAGCUAGAGGAGGCCUGCCGCAGACUAGAAGAGGUUUCCAAACCGCCGAAACAGAGGCAUUCAACAGCAGCCAGCAGCCUUCAGAGAGACAGGAGCCAUCCAGCAGCUACCUUCCCCACGGGAGGCAGCCCUCUAGCCAGCCCUGGACUCCAAGCAGACGAGUCAAAGGAGCUGGUGGUCACCUACUUCUUCUGCGGUGAGGAGAUUCCUUAUCGCAGCAUGAUGAAGACCCACUGCCUCACCCUGGGACACUUCAAGGAACAGCUUAGCAAGAAAGGCAACUACCGGUACUACUUCAAGAAAGCCAGUGAUGAGUUUGAGUGUGGUGCCGUGUUUGAGGAGGUGUGGGAGGACGCCACUGUGUUGCCCAUGUAUGAGGGCAAGGUCCUGGGCAAGGUGGAGAGGAUGGACUAAAAACCAUUUUGUUGCCAACCAACCGAUGCCCUUCCCUGCCCAACCAAAAGCUAAACUGUCCCUAAAAAACUUGAGCAAGAGACUCUUUGUAAUUAACAGAAAACACUCUGGACUGUUUUUAUUGUUUUGUUUUUUUAUAUUUCUUAAUAUUAAGCUAAACAGAGUUAAUAUAUCCAGCACAAGAGGAGUGAUUGAAGGAAGACGAGCCAAUGAAGUACGCGGAACCCAGAGGAGGUGCCGCCCCUCCCUGACUUUAUCAACCAAUCAGCCUUAGAAACACAAGGGAAUGACAUUAGAGACUUUAAAAGACCAAUACAAGGAUGAUGAUGAUGAUGAUGAUGAUGAUGAUGAUGAUGAUGAUGAUGAUGAUGAUUGGAGGCCAGUGGGGGGGAGACCCCGCCUCUUCUUGAAUAUAACCACUGAAGAUGUAGAUGACUGUUUUGUUGUGAUGUAAUGAGAGACUGAUGGUGCGUUCACACCGGCUUCCUGGCUGCGUGCAACGGACUAGCAGGCGCUGAAGACACAGUGCCACCAACCUGCUCUUAACGUUCCACCCCAACAUUGUUACAAAAACGUCUGUACAUGUGCAUAUACAUACAUGCAUACAGUAUAUGUAUAUAUACAUGUAUUAUAUAUAGAGAUGCUUUUUGUCAUGAGUUGAAAGUUUUUACUAAGUAUUUAUUGAAAAAACAACCCACUCCUUUCCCUGUUCUCCCUUCCUAAUUCUUCUUAAACCUGUGUCCCUCCCCCUCCCUAUUUCCAGCCAAUGGGCAAGCUGCUUUGAAUGUUGGGAGAAUACUGUGGUGAGAUUGUUUCAUGUUUAUUUUUGUUUGUUUUGACUUUACACAAAGAACGUGACACUAGCCUAGCACCUCCCAUAGCCUUGUAGCCCCGUCUGACCCAUACUAACAACCUUAGCAGUGGUCUUGUCCGAGGCGCCCUCCACUAUCCUAAUGGUCAAUCCCAGUCUUAUAUGCUGCUGAUAGUUUGUCACACUAGUAUUUCCUCUCCCUCGUUCUCCCCCUUCCUCUUCUUUUCUCUCAGUCCGGCAACAGAGCUCAAUCUUUUUUUGUUGUGCCUUUGUUUGUAAACCAGGCAUUGCACGGGGGUGGGGUGGGGGGAUGGGGUACACAUACAUACAGAGAGGAGACCUGAAGCACAAGUUGUACCAUCUAAUAAUGGCAGUGUUUACAGCCCACACACCAAAAUAACUUGUGCUAACAAGAACCGGUUUGGGUCACUGAGAACGACUUCUCGGGGAAGCUAGCUUGUCAAAAAA